AUGCCUGUCUCCCAGGAAAUGAUUGGAGGUAUUGUGGACAAUCUCGUACCGUACAUCGACCGCCAUAUCCAAGCUCGGUCUACCACUUCAAUAAAAACACCUUUCAUUUUCGGCCUGACAGGCCUCCAAGGAAGUGGCAAAUCGACAUGGACCAAUACUUUUGUGAAACAACUAAACCACAAACACAAAUAUAACACGAUCAGCAUCUCACUUGAUGAUCUUUAUCUUGACCAUGGCAAUCUCGUCAAGCUCCGCCUUGCCAACCCAGACAACAAACUGGUUCAAACCCGCGGCCAACCUGGAACGCACGAUAUGGAACUUGCGCGUUCUUUCUUCGAUAGUUUGAACAGCGACUGUGAAGUUAUCAUUCCAUUGUUCGACAAGAGCAAAUUCAACGGAGAAGGUGGAAGGGCACCAAAAGAGAAGUGGCAAUGUGUUCCGGCCGGAACGCAGAUUGAUGUUGUGAUAUUUGAAGGGUGGUGUGUUGGGUUCCAGCCUCUGGAUGAGGCUAUCAUCCGACAAAAAUGGGAGAGAGAAUUUCAACAAGAAGAAACAACCGAUUUUCCAGUCAAAACAUUGAAGGACCAUGCGCUUGGGCACUUGCUAGAAGCAAAUGAGAAGCUGCGUCAAUACUGCGAUCAAUUUUUGGGACAGCAACAUUUGGACUUUCUUCUCCAUUUGGAUACCUCAAGCCUGGGCAAUGUGUACAAAUGGAGACUACAGCAGGAACAUGAUCUUUUUCAGCGGACGGGGGAGAGUAUGACGAAUGAGGAGGUCGUUCAAUUUGUCAGAGGGUAUAUGUCAGCGUAUGAGCUCUAUCUGGAGCAGAUGCAGGAUCAGUUGCGACGAGGAUUCUUCGAUGACAAGACCAAAGGUCGAGUGCGAGUUCUAUUGGAUCAAGACAGAAACAUAGAAGACUAUAUUGAGUAUAGUCGUGAAAUUUAG
This is a messenger RNA of Penicillium nucicola, 945 nucleotides long. RefSeq lists its product as uncharacterized. Lineage: Eukaryota; Fungi; Ascomycota; Eurotiomycetes; Eurotiales; Aspergillaceae. The transcript has a single exon. Bases 1 to 945 code for a protein of 314 amino acids. The record is from RefSeq and is a predicted model, not a curated record.